This is a messenger RNA of Cucurbita moschata (crookneck pumpkin), 1358 nucleotides long. RefSeq lists its product as uncharacterized. The coding region runs from base 54 to 1094 and encodes 346 amino acids. The transcript has 6 exons. Lineage: Eukaryota; Viridiplantae; Streptophyta; Magnoliopsida; Cucurbitales; Cucurbitaceae. The record is from RefSeq and is a predicted model, not a curated record.
UCUAAAUUUCAACCCACUGACUCGCUUCAAUAGUAGGAAAAUAGCAGGUAAAAAUGGCCGGUUUGCUCGCAUGGGCGGCGGAUGUCGUCGGCGGCGGCGCGAACCACGACGACGAACAGACCACUUCCAUCCCCAUAAUAUUUACUCCGGAGCAGCAGAAGUACGUUCGAGAAUUGAAUCAGAAAGCAGCUUCUCUUAGCCGCUCGAUCCGCGAUCUGCGCCUUCGAUUGCCUCCACCCGACAUCUCCCAACGGCUUCCCCACCUUCAUGCCCACUCCCUUGCGUCCACUGCCGAUCUUACUCUUCAAUUGAACGCCCACUCUUCCACUCGCGAACAGGUCCAAUUGAGAGAGAUAUCAUUACAGGAAGAAAAUGUUGCAUAUGGAAAGGCUAUAUCAAAUUGCGAAAAUAAAAUACAGGAAAAGAGGCAUGAAGCAGAUUUGCUUCUGAGGAAGUUAGAGGAGUUGGAAGAAACCACCAAGAAUCUGGAAGUUGAGCUAGAACAAGCACAAGCUGCUCUAGAAAAAGAUGAAUCCAUCAACUUUGGAAAAUUGGCAUCUAAACCUUCUAAAGUUGAAGCAGAACAAGAUAUGGAAGUAUCAAAGUCUGCCUUGCUAGAAAAAUUAGAGAUCAAGAAACAAGAACUGAGUUCAAUGGAAGAUACAGUUAAAGAUUUAGAAAAAAGAUGGGCAGACGUUCAGGAUAAAGCUCUAAAACAGCCUUCACCAGUUCAGAGAGUGAAAAUGUUGGACAAACAGCUCCAUAGCCUCAUGGAGCAACUAGCUGUAAAACAGGCACAAGCUGAAGGUUUGGCAAGUGACAUUCAUUUGAAGGAGAUGGAGCUGGAAAAACUAAAUGCAUCAUCAAGGAGGCUUCAAAGUAGCAGCUCCGAGGCUAACAUUGCUCGGAAUCGUUUUGGAAGAAGCAUGUCGGAUAAGAAUUUUUCAGACCACUUAGCUGACUCACACCACAAACUUCCUUAUCGCACCGGUGGACGGAGUGACAGUCAACAGAGACUGAUGCUACUCAGGUCUGCUUUCGUGCUCUACAUUUUAGCUCUGCACAUCCUGGUUUUCAUCAAAAUUUCUUUCUGAUUUCCGAAUAACCAUACGGAUGGUCGGAGUGAAGAGCAACAGCAACCGAUGCUACUCACAUCUGCUUUCGCGCUCUACAUUUUAGUUCUGCACAUCUUGGUAACAUCAAAAUUUCAUUCUGAUUUCUGAACAACCAUACUGAGAUUGCUAUCUGACUAUUCAUCAGUAUUUUAUCUGUAUGUAAUUCUUCUUUAGAUGUAUAGAAACUCGAUAUCGAGCCAUGUUAUUUUCCUACUCAUAUCGAAUACAACAUCGUUAAUUGAA